CAACAUUCUUCAGCUAGGAUCACGCCUGAAGCAUUCAAUUCUGCUGGCCCGGCGCUGACAAAACAUCUAAAAUUGAGAGAUGGAAGUUUCGGGGAUAUGUGGCAGCAGCCCUGUGAACAGCAUCGAGAGUUCUGAACGAGAUAUGUCCAGCGAGGAGAAAGGCAUUACAGGCACGUUAUGUUCUGAAAACUCAUCGACACCGACUCUCGAUCUCACGAAUGGCGUCUCUGCCAAUGGGAGUGCUGAGAUCACUGUAUGGUGGGAUGAACCGGAAGAUCAGGACAUGGCGAAUCCAAUGAACUGGUCUUCAAGCAAGAAAUGGGUAAACAUAUGCACGAUCUCCGUCAUCAGCUUCAUCGUACCUCUUGUCUCCUCAAUGCUGGCGCCAGGCGUCGAGCUCAUCACGAUCGAGUUCAACACCACAUCCAAAUCCUUCGCCACCUUUGUUGUCUCAAUUUUCGUUCUUGGCUUUGCCGUCGGGUCGCUCAUUUUACCACCAUUGAGUGAGCUUUACGGCCGUACAGUCGUCUAUCACGUAACAAAUAUUUUGCUUUUGACUUUCACUAUCAUGUGUGCGCUCUCACAGAAUCCCGGGACGCUUUUGGUUGCUCGCUUUUUGUCGGGAUUUGUGGGAGUUGCUACUAUCACGAUCGGCUCAGGGACGAUCGCGGACAUCAUGCCAAGACAGAAGAGAGGGAAGGCUGUAUCCAUUUGGUCUGUUGGAACUAUUCUUGGGCCGAUGGUCGGGCCCGUUAUUGGAGGGUAUGUGGCCCAGACACUCGGAUGGAGAUGGGUGUUUUGGAGUAUUUCGAUCGUAAUCGGUGCUGUGACAAUUCUAGCCUUCAUUGUCCUGCGAGAAACCUAUCCUCCCGUCUUGCUCGAACGAAAGGCCACCAAACUCAGGAAAGCUACAGGAAAUCCGAUUUACAAAUCUAAAUUAGCUGCAAAGCUCACAAAAAGCGAGCAUUUCAAGACCAGCAUCUUCCGUCCUCUGAAACUGCUCACUUGCUUCCCAAUCGUCACCAUCAUGUGCACAUACGUCGCGGUUCUCUAUGGAACUCUUUACCUUCUCUUUGCAACAUAUUCUUUCGUCUUUAAAGAAGAAUAUGGAUUUUCAACCUCGGCCACAGGACUUGUCUUUCUGGCUGGAGGAGUUGGUACCAUCGUAGGCCUGGCCUAUGUUGGCCGGUUGAGCGACAGAGCACUGAAGAAACGCACGUCAGCGGGGAAAGCGAACACGCCUGAAGAUCGUCUCUCGCUGCUAAUAACCAUCCCCGGAGCUCUUACGUUUCCUUUGGGUUUGUUUCUCUACGGGUGGACCGCGGAGAAGCAUCUCCAUUGGAUCGUUCCGCAGAUUGGGACGGGUAUCACAGGAUUCGGAUCGAUUCUGAUAUUUGUCAGCAUUCAAACUUACUUGAUUGAUGCGUUCGAGGAAUAUGCGGCAAGUGUCAUUGGUGCUAAUGCAGUUUUGCGAGGUACUGCAGGAGCACUAAUUCCACUUGCUGGACUGACCAUGUAUGAUGGACUUGGAUGGGGUUGGGGAAAUAGUAUACUGGGUUUUGCUGCACUGACUCUCGCUCCAUUACCUUGGGUUCUUGGGAUUUAUGGCGCGAGAGUUCGUUCAUUAAGAUUGAUCAGGGUGAACUUGUAGCCAAUGGAAG
Molecule: messenger RNA, 1661 nt
Organism: Cadophora gregata
Lineage: Eukaryota; Fungi; Ascomycota; Leotiomycetes; Helotiales; Ploettnerulaceae
Exons: 4
Coding region: 80-1651 (523 amino acids)
Biological process (GO): transmembrane transport
Molecular function (GO): transmembrane transporter activity
Source: RefSeq, a predicted model, not a curated record